AUGGAGAAAUACAGAAAGUACGCCGACGCCGCCACUGGCAUCAACCCCUUCGCGCAGGUGCGCACGCCCACCGGACUCUCCGUUGCUGUGGCGGUGCUGCUCUUCCCACUGCGUCUUGUGAGUGCGUCCCUCGUCGCGCUGCUGCUGUUGCUCGUUGUGGACGUGCUGGCGUAUGCCUUCUUCCUCCUCCCCGGCCUCUCGCUGGUGUCACGCCUGCUGCUGGCCCCGUGCCAGCGUGGACUGCUGCGCUGUCUGCUCUUCACCCUCGGCAACAUGGGCGUUGUACGAAAGGUGCCGCGCGGCGGGAGCGGAGGCGCCGCACCGGCAGCCGGAGACGUCGUGGUCGCCAAUAUGCAGUCGGUGUGGGAUAUGUGCGUGCUUGAGGUGGCCGCGCAGAUGCCGUGCUGCGUGGUCGCCUUCUACGUUGGAGGGGCAGGCGAUAAGGUCGUUGCUGGUGGUGUCGGUGGUGGUGGUGAUGAUGAUAAUAAGAGAAGGAAGCGCGACGACGCGGCUGCGUUGUAUGUGCUUGAGCCGUCCCCGCUGCAGCGGUGGCGAGCGUGGCGGCACGUUUACCGCACUGCAUCACUGGACUUCCUGCACUCUGUAGUGGUAGAGAAUAGCAACAGCAGCACCAGCAACCAUAGCAGCGGUGGUGCUGUCGUUGAUCUAACCCCAGUGCAGCAGCGCUGCCAGCGCCUCGGUGUGCCCCUCGUGUUCUUCGCUGAAGGGAGCUGCACGAAUGGCAAGGGCAUGCUGAAUAUUCCCCCAUUUUGCACAGCAGCGCCGCCACGGCGAGUGUUUGUCAGCGCCACGGACUACGACACAACGGCAGUGCACACAAUUGUGCACCCACGCCACGUUGUGUCGCUCCUCUUUGCGAUGGGUGCGUCGCUGUACGGGAGCCGUGACCCCGCGGGGUACAGCCCGCCGUUCCCCACCGCCACUGUUAGUCUGGUGGCGGUAGCGGAGAGUGCCGCAGCAGGAGGAGCAGGAGCGGCGGCGGGGGUGGUGAUUGAUGUUGCAAGGGUGCGUCAGGCGUUGUGCGCUGCGUCCCGGUCGAGGCGCCCGCUGGCUGUUGGGCUGCGUGAGAAGUGCGGCUUCGUGCAGGCCUCCACCGCCCAGUCGGCGGGUGGCAGCUAG
Molecule: messenger RNA, 1140 nt
Organism: Trypanosoma grayi
Lineage: Eukaryota; Euglenozoa; Kinetoplastea; Trypanosomatida; Trypanosomatidae
Exons: 1
Coding region: 1-1140 (379 amino acids)
Source: RefSeq, a predicted model, not a curated record